UCUUAACAAAACUACAUUGCUUGUUAGACAACAAAAUAUCAUCACUACACAAGAAGAAGAAGAAGAAGAAAGUAGAGAGCUAAACUUAAUCAUGGUGGCAGCUGCAGCUACAUCUUCUUCACAACUUCUUUUAUCAAGCUCUCGUUCUCUAUCUCGUCUCUCUCCUUAUCAACUAUGUGGGUUUGAUACCAAAACACUUGUCUCAUGUCCCAGUAGCUGCAACAACGUUAAUGUCAAGAGAAGACAUGUUGGUGCCGGUGUCAAGUGUAUGGCUGUAGGGACGGCGUCAGAGGCUGAAACCAAGAAGAAAAGUGUGUUUGAGAUUCAAACACUCACAAACUGGUUGUUGAAGCAGGAACAAGCUGGCGUUAUUGAUGCGGAGCUCACUAUUGUGCUUUCAAGCAUCUCUACGGCUUGUAAGCAGAUAGCUUCUUUGGUUCAGAGAGCCAGCAUUUCCAACUUGACUGGCGUUCAAGGUGCUGUCAACGUUCAGGGGGAGGACCAGAAGAAGCUUGAUGUUGUUUCAAAUGAGGUGUUCUCUAGUUGCUUGAGAUCAAGCGGGCGAACGGGGAUUAUAGCAUCGGAGGAGGAGGAUGUGCCGGUGGCAGUAGAAGAGAGUUUCUCUGGAAACUAUAUUGCGGUGUUUGAUCCACUUGAUGGAUCAUCCAACAUUGAUGCUGCUGUAUCCACUGGAUCCAUCUUUGGUAUAUACAGUCCAAAUGAUGAGUGCCUUGCCGAUAUUGGUGAUGAUGCUAAUCUUGGCUCAGCAGAAGAAAGAUGUGUCGUCAACGUGUGCCAGCCAGGAAGCAAUCUACUUGCUGCUGGCUACUGCAUGUACUCAAGCUCUGUAAUUUUUGUGAUAACUCUAGGAAAUGGUGUGUUUGCAUUCACCUUAGACCCCAUGUAUGGAGAGUUUGUUUUAACUCAAGAGAACAUCCAGAUACCAAAAGCCGGAAAAAUUUAUGCAUUUAAUGAAGGGAAUUACCAGCUUUGGGAUGACAAAUUGAAGAAGUACAUCGAUGACCUCAAAGAUCCAGGUCCCAGUGGCAAACCUUAUUCUGCUAGGUAUAUUGGCAGCCUGGUUGGUGACUUCCAUCGGACCCUUCUCUAUGGCGGCAUUUAUGGGUACCCCAGAGACAAGAAGAGCAAGAAUGGGAAGCUGAGGCUCUUGUAUGAGUGUGCACCGAUGAGCUUCAUUGUGGAACAAGCUGGAGGAAAAGGAUCAGACGGCCAUCAAAGAGUACUUGACAUUCAACCAACUGAGAUACAUCAGCGUGUUCCACUCUACAUUGGAAGUCAAGAGGAAGUGGAGAAAUUGGAGAAGUAUUUAGCUUAACCGAAAUGUAAAACAAAGAAUAAUUUUGUUCAUGAGGAUAAUUCUUUCAUGGAAGUUUCUCAAGAAAUACGCUAAAUUGAAAUUAAAAGAGAAGCAAUUACUUUCCUUUACCUAUAUGAAUUACUUUUGUUUCGGGGCAAAAUAUUGCCAGGUCUGCAUGGGACUUCAACUGUGUGUAAGAUUCAAUCUAGAAAUUGGAUCAAAUUUUCAGAGGAAACAGACUAUCAG
Molecule: messenger RNA, 1564 nt
Organism: Pistacia vera
Lineage: Eukaryota; Viridiplantae; Streptophyta; Magnoliopsida; Sapindales; Anacardiaceae
Product: fructose-1,6-bisphosphatase, chloroplastic
Exons: 4
Coding region: 92-1336 (414 amino acids)
Biological process (GO): fructose 6-phosphate metabolic process; fructose metabolic process; sucrose biosynthetic process
Cellular component (GO): cytosol; cytoplasm
Molecular function (GO): fructose 1,6-bisphosphate 1-phosphatase activity
Source: RefSeq, a predicted model, not a curated record